Daphnia pulex (common water flea) is the source of this 5563-nucleotide messenger RNA. RefSeq names its product bromodomain-containing protein 4A-like. Gene Ontology annotation, biological process: chromatin remodeling; regulation of DNA-templated transcription. The transcript is spliced from 14 exons. The record is from RefSeq and is a predicted model, not a curated record. Gene Ontology annotation, cellular component: nucleus; chromatin. Bases 139 to 4632 code for a protein of 1497 amino acids. NCBI's taxonomy places the organism in Eukaryota, Metazoa, Arthropoda, Branchiopoda, Diplostraca, Daphniidae.
CGAGUAGUUCACCUUAUAGCCGCAAAGACGACUUGUCGCCUUGUAAAGAAGACGCCAUGUUGGGAUGAGGACGGUUGUGUCGUCGCUAUUGCUUUGGUGUUAAAAAAAUCUGAAUUGGUUUCAUUAUCCGGUCGUAUCAUGGAGCAGGAGGGCCAUCCCCAUCCGUACGAUCGGCCUUCUUCAGAAUCCUCUGAUGGAUUUGCCAUGUCCUAUCGGAGUGAAGGAGAAUCAACCAAGGAAAAUGACAAAAUGAUGUCUACACCUAUAUCAAGACCUGAACCCCCUCCAAGAGAGGAACCAAUUCUGGAGCCCAUCAACGGGAUUGUACAGCCUCCAGUUGUCCCUCCACCUAACCGCCCUGGAAGAUGUACCAACCAGCUCCAGUACAUUCAGAAGUUUGUCAUGAAAGCGGUGUGGAAACACUCUUUCGCUUGGCCAUUUCACCAACCUGUUGAUGCCAAGAAACUUGGCUUACCUGACUAUUUCAAAAUCAUAAAAUACCCCAUGGAUCUGGGAACUGUGAAAAAGCGACUGGAGAAUAAUUACUACUGGAGUGCCAAAGAGUGCAUUCAAGACUUUAACACCAUGUUCACCAAUUGCUAUGUGUACAAUAAGCCCGGGGAAGAUGUGGUUUUGAUGGCCCAGACUCUGGAAAAGCUUUUCCUGACUAAGGUAGCUCAAAUGCCCAAAGAUGAGAUUGAAAUCGAAUCAACACCGGGCAAAGCUAGCAAAUUCAAGAAAGCACCAAUCAGGGGGAGACCGCCUGGUUCCACCAAAAUCAUAUUGCCAGGACUGAAUCAAAUAGCAGCAGGUAUAACCAUGAACAAUGCAAUGUCAAUGGGUGGGCCAUCAUUGAUUGGACCCCCAUCGUCAUUACCACCAGUUCCUUCUUCGGCCCCAUCAGUCGGGGGAUCGUAUUAUCCUGGUCCUGAAAUGCCUUUGCCUCCCAUCGCGACGACGAUGAGUAACAACAGUAACAGCAGCUCAACAACGUCCACAAUCCCCUCGAUGCCAUCACAUCCUCCACCCCCUAUGCGCAGUUUACCCGCUCCAACUUUACCACCUGUACAGCCCAUUUUACCUACUCCACCCCCGGCUCCGACGAUGCCCGUCAGAGGCCCGGUCAACCCAGUCCAUCCUUCGUCGGCGGCGCAUCCCAGCGCCGCUCCCAUGUCGAGUGGGGCAGGAGGAGGAGGAGGAGGUUUUUCUUCCACUCAGGGGCCUUCAGCUCCCGGUUUGGUGGACAGCGGACAGUUGAGCAUGCACGACUCGUCGUCACUGCAUGGGGCAGGUGUCCUGGGCAACCACAAUCCCAGCAAAGUAAAGAAAGGCGUGAAACGGAAGGCCGACACGACGACUCCAACGUCCAACACGCCUUACGAUUCCCCCGGCGGCAUGGUGUUGCACAGCGCUGGCAAAGUGGCCAAGAUCUCUUCACGGCGUGAGUCUGGACGACAGAUCAAGAAAGUGGUCAAAGACUUGCCCGACACGCUGCCACAACACCACUCGAAGCCUCGCGAUAAGUUGCGCGAAUCCACAAAGGCCUGUAACGAGAUUCUCAAGGAACUAUUUUCAAAGAAGCACUCUGGCUAUGCGUGGCCAUUUUACAAGCCGGUGGACGCUGGAUUGCUGGGACUUCACGAUUACCACGACAUCAUCAAGAAACCCAUGGAUCUGGGUACGGUCAAGGCCAAAAUGGAUGGCAGAGAAUACCGAUCGGCUGCUGAAUUUGCCAGCGAUGUCCGAAUGAUCUUCACCAAUUGCUACAAAUACAACCCCCCAGACCAUGACGUUGUAGCCAUGGCGAGGAAACUUCAAGACGUUUUCGAGAUGCGCUACGCCAAGAUCCCCGACGACGGGCCCGAUGCCGAUGGGGAAUCCAUCGGAGGUGACGACAAGUCAUCGGGCUCUGAUAUGGAGUCGGGCUCCGAGUCUGACUCUGACGGAUCCGACAGUGACGACAGCGCACACGACGAAAGAGACCGGAAGCUCAUGCAGUUCCAGGAGCAGCUUCGAAUUAUGCAGGAACAAUUGCGAUCACUGAUGGAGGACAGCGCCAGACGGAGAAGGAAGCGAGAAAAGACCAAGAAGGAUCUCAAACGAGAUGUCAUCAAAGACAAAGCGGGACCGACAGCAGCUUCCGUGGCUGAAAGCAACGCCAUGGCAGCACCUUUAUCCGGACCGCCUGCUUCCAUGGCAUCGCAGAAUUCCAUGGCGCCUUUGAGUGACAUGAAACUGCCACCCAUGCCCAUGCCCGGUAUGCCGGGCAUGGUCGAAUCAAAGUUGGUAUCGACUGGGAAACAAAUGAAACCGUCCAAGGUGAGUGCUAGUGCCAGUAGUCAACCCAAGAAACCGAGAAAUUCGGCGUCCACCAAGUCGGCCGUAACGGCGCCACCUGGCAAGAAGAAACCCGCCCCUCCACCUGCAGGUGCUUUUGAUUCGGAAGACGAGGACAAUGCUAAACCAAUGUCUUAUGACGAGAAGCGACAACUCAGUUUGGACAUCAACAAGCUUCCAGGGGACAAACUUGGUCGUGUCGUUCACAUCAUUCAAUCGAGAGAACCAUCUUUACGAGACUCUAAUCCUGACGAGAUUGAAAUCGACUUUGAAACACUCAAACCCUCAACGCUCCGAGAGCUUGAAUCCUACGUGGCUUCGUGCUUGCGCAAGAAGCCUCGUAAACCUUACUACAAAAAGCAAGCUGGAAAGACGAAAGAUGAGGCCAUGCGGGAGAAGGAACGAGAGUUGAAUGAGAGAUUGCAAGACGUGACGGGAAAACUGGGAUCAGCCAAGAAGGUCCAUCGCAAAGAAGAGGCUAAAGGAGCCGCUGAUGGUGCUGGUGGUGGUGGAGCCGCAGGGGCCGGAGCUGCUUCCCGCUUGUCUUCAUCUUCGAGCAGUUCCGAUUCCGACAGUAGCAGUUCGAGUUCCAGUUCGAGUUCUUCCGAUUCAUCGGAUUCGGAAGCAGAACCCAAUGCACAACAACAGCAGCAGCAACAACAACAGCAGCAACAACAACGCAAGGCCAAGCGAAAGGAGUCCGAAGGCGAGAUGGUGGACGUCAUGAGCGUGACACCGCGCCGAAGCUGGCCAACUAACGAGGGUGCUCACAGUCAGGGUGGUGGCGAUAGUCAGCGAGCGCAUCCAUCGACUGGCAACAUUCACCACCAAUCUCACCACCCUCACGGCAAUCGUGCCAUGACUUCUGCCGCUGCUCACGCGAAUGCGACAACUUCUUCAAACACUUCUGCUGCCAACAACACCUUGCCCUCACACAUGGAGUCGUCAGCUCAAAAAUCGAGCUCACAUGCUGGCCAGGGAUCGCUCAAACCACCACUGCCGCCGCCAGUGAUGACACCACAGCAGCAACAGCAACAGCCAACUCAGCAACAACAAUCGCUGCCACAUCAGCAGCAGCAGGUCCGACCUCUGGCAAGUGCCGCGUCCAACAACAACCUGCCUCCAGGUUCGAGCAGCCUCUUUAGUCCACCGUCUGGCACGUCGUUGCCAUCUAUGGCUGACAUACAACAACAGCAACAACACCUCCUUCACCAGCAGCAGCAACAACAACAAGCCAACUUGUUCGUUAACGGCCAAUCGGACAUGAAUCAACCGCCAGGCUACCCUGGCACAGGUGGGGGUUCGGCUGCUCACAACAACAUGGGCCAUGUCAAAUCGGAAAAUCAAUCCGCCUCGGGUGGACAAUACGAUUUCCAAUCUCGGAUGGAUCUUCCCAUGAACGACUUUGACCAGCAUCAAAAGGACAUGAUGCAAAUGCCUGGCGACAAUCUCUUCAACUCGAUGGCCCAGCAGCAGCAGCAUCCCAUCCACCAUUCGCAAUCACUUGGAGAUAUCAAAUCCAUGGGCCAUGCCUCGAAUGUCUCCAGUCCGGCGAUGUCGAUGCCCGUCUCGGGCGGCAAACCCAAGUCUCACUCGGCCGCCAUGGCCCAAGUCCGAAAUGCCAGUUCGUGGUCGUCAUUGGCCGCCUCCACUCCGGCCGGCUCUUCGAAAUCGUCCAAUAUUGGCGAUUCGUUUCAAAUGUUUAAACGCCAAGCCAAGGAGAAGGAGGCCCGCCAAAAGGCUCUGAUUGAACAGCAGGAAAUGCGUCGCCAGCAGAAGGAGCAAGCGGAAAGGGAACGAAUGAGGGUGGAAGCCGAUCGCAGACGCGAGCGGGAAGAAGAAGAAGCUUUGGAGAAUGCCAGGCGAGUGGCCAUUGGCUUGCAAGAUGAAGCUCGUCCGUCGCCUCCAACCAAGACGGGAUUGAGUCCAAUCCAGCAGAGCGCUCCGCCGCCACCUCCACUUUCUGCUUCGGUCGUCACCAAAACACACCACUCACACGUGGCGGCCCAGCAGCAGCAUCGGACUUCACCCGCCCCGACACCCCCGUCGGCUCCCUCGCCAGCAGCGGCCGUUGGUGGAGGGGUUCCUCUUCCCUCGCCAUCUCCUAAAGGACAAUCAGCGCCGAGCCCCGCUUCUUCGGCUCCACCGAUGGGUGGCGCUUCAACCAAUGCUGACAAAGAGCGUGAAAGGCAGAGGCUGCGAGAGCAAGAGCGUAGGAAGCGAGAAGCCUUGGCUGGCCAAAUUGACAUGAAUCGCCAGAGCGAUUUGAUGGCAGCGUUCGAGGAAUUGCUCUAAAAUCUGGACGAGUCUAGUGCUAUAGACGGAUCGACGAGUUUACCCUUCUGAACCUUUGUUACGUGUACUGGCCAUUCAACCAUUACAAACUUGUUGCGUUACGUAUCUUGUUCUUUUUUUUUCUUUUUUCCUUAUUUUUUGUGUGUCCUCUCGUUUGUAUUUUUCCCUCCUUUUUCUCAAUGAUGAUGCGCCACCCAUUUUCUGUCUUGAUUUCAUCCUCUUCUUAUUUUGUCUCCACAAUCGUCUUCUUCUUUCAGUGGAAAUCGAAAUGUAGAAUAAGGCAAAAUUGUCCUUCCUGCUCCACCCCCCCCCCCUCCUCCUCAUCGUAGAUUUAAGUUUAUUCAAAUUACCAUUUUUUUUUCUUUUCAAUUGGAAUUCAAUGCAAGAACCCCUUGACCACCACCAACGUCUCCUCCACAUGCGCCCGAAUAUCUCUUCUAAACACACUUCCCCAAGCUCCCGCCUCCCUUUUUUAAUUAUUAUUAUAAUUAAGUGUAAUCGAAUGUAAAUACUUGUGUAACACGUAGGACUCAAAAUUGUCUGAAACCACGAAAUGUCGUCAUUGGAAACGUUCAAGGGUACUCGUUGACAGUGUAGACGCUUUCGAAAGAAAAAAACAAAACAAAAUAUUGAAGAAAAAGAAAAAAUUGAUGACAAAAAAAUACUUGAUUACAAAAGUCUUAUGUUUUUCCUCUUUCUCUUUCUGCCCUCUUAUCAUUCAUUUGAAAUAAAGAAAAUUUGAGAAAAAAACAAACAAUUAACCUUAUAAAAACCAGCACAAAUAAAAAUUUGCUGAAUUCCUGUUUGUUUAAAAUUCUUGGAAAAUUGACACGUUGUGGCAAUGAUAUUGUGUCGUGUCCUUGGAUUUAUUAUUAUUAACUUUUUUUUUUCCUGAAAUGUGGUUUUCAUUUACAUACACAACUUAGCCAUU